Molecule: messenger RNA, 1504 nt
Organism: Perkinsus marinus ATCC 50983
Lineage: Eukaryota; Perkinsozoa; Perkinsida; Perkinsidae
Exons: 3
Coding region: 2-1363 (453 amino acids)
Source: RefSeq, a predicted model, not a curated record
CAUGAUGUUGUUAUUGUUCAACCGUAUAUUUAAUGAUGCCCCACUUCACAAGCCUAUCAGGCAAUGUUAUCAACAUCAUCAUCAUACCAUCAUCAUGAUCAUGGUGAUACUAUUACUACUAUUCGUGCUACAAGGUUGUAGCUCACCACGUUCACCUGAUUUAAUACCACCAUCUACCGCUGCUACUGGAGGGGAUAAUCUACAACCAAGUACUAAUAGGAGGGUCUCUUCCUCUCCCUCUACCACCCUACAUCCCCCUUCUAGUAGUAGUACAUUAGGUAUUACUACUACUGCCACCAACCAUAUUACAAGAACCUCUCCUCCUCCUAGUAGUAGUAGUAGUGGUGUCAUGACUACUUCAGCGCCAGUACCUAGAGGCAGAUGCUCUAAGGGGGAGCCUUCUACCACCCAUAAUGGGUUGGCCAUAUAUGCAGAUUGGCCUCAUAUGGAUGUUCUCACCGAGAAGAAGUAUAUGAAUCAAUUAGGCACUUUUGUUAAUGGUCAGAGUUGUCUCAAUUCCCACUUCUCAAUUGUCCUACUUGAUCUUACUCCUACUAAGUUUAGUGAUUGGAUAGAGGAUGGUAGGAACGUGAAUGCUCCUGAUACCAGUAGCAGUAUUGCUCGUGGUAAUGACUUCAAGGCAAUGUUAUCGGCUAUUAACACUGCUGGUAGUAAGCUUUCUAUUGUGGUUGCUCUUGGGUAUGGAUACUAUAAUAGUGUAUGUGAUGGUAGUGAGAGUAUAGAUUGUAUGUAUCAUUUCGUUAAGACCUGGGAUAAGGUAGUACCAGGAUCAAUGGAUGGAGUAGUUAUAUCAGGAAUAGAGAGCACUACCACUGCUGUAUCCUCUGCACCUUUAACUCUGCAGCAUUCAAAGGGAUCCUAUACUCUUGGUCUUACCUUACCUAUGGGGACACUUAGCUACUAUCAAGAGAAGUACAUUUAUGAUUCCUAUUAUCUUCUAUUAAUGGACUUCUGGUGUCCAUCAAUCACUUCUUAUGCUGCUACUAAUCCCAAUAAUGUAUUUAAGACACAUACAAGUGAUUUAGGUCCCUACAUGCUCACUACUACCACAGAGUGUUCAGGAGGAGGAGGCGAAGACUCUCCUAUACCACAGAAAGAUAUUAUGAGCAUAAACAGUAAAACAGUAGUAUUAUGGUCAACACGACAUAGUGGUACAUCCUGUCCUUAUCCUCUUAAUGAUGGUACUUGUACUAAGAAUGAUAGAGCUGAACUUGGUACAGUUGAUACAUCUAUUGAUGCUAUUAAUCUUAUACAUUAUAUGAGUACACUAUUUACUUCUGCUAAACAUGGGUUCUAUUAUAUGAGCCUUAUGCCUGAUAGUUGGUUCUACUACUACAAUUAGUACUACUACUAUGAUCAUCAAUGAGGAUGAUGAUAAUAAUACUAAUUAUUACUAUUCAUGUAUAAUAAUAUAUUCCCUAGGAUUCCUUCCUGUUAUAUUGGCUAUACUGCCAUUUUUGUUAUCCUACCACUGUUAUCCACU